Molecule: messenger RNA, 2652 nt
Organism: Ilyonectria robusta
Lineage: Eukaryota; Fungi; Ascomycota; Sordariomycetes; Hypocreales; Nectriaceae
Exons: 2
Coding region: 1-2652 (883 amino acids)
Biological process (GO): proteasome-mediated ubiquitin-dependent protein catabolic process; protein linear polyubiquitination
Cellular component (GO): ubiquitin ligase complex
Molecular function (GO): zinc ion binding; ubiquitin binding; ubiquitin-protein transferase activity
Source: RefSeq, a predicted model, not a curated record
AUGCAUCGUCAGCUCGAUAUCAGGUCGCGGACCGUCGCGCCUGCGCGAAACCCGGCCGUCAUAUGCCGCUUCCACCUCCAAGGCUUUUGCCGGGCAGGCGAUAAGUGCAUUUUUGUUCAUGAGACGACGGAGUCCACGCCCGCGCCCCAAGUUGCUCCUCUCGCGGAGCAGGCAAAGCUGCCUUGCAAGUUCUUCCUCCGUGGACACUGCUCCAGAGGCGAGCAAUGUGCAUUUUCCCAUGACCAAGCACCUUCCGGCGAGGCGGCUGCGACGAAAACCCCAUCGGCCGAUACUCGCGCCCAGGUUUCGUGUUCCUUUUUCGCAAAAGGGCAAUGUCGAAAUGGAGAUGGUUGCCCUUUUCUACAUGCUGAAGACACGAUACCAGGUACCUUGUCUGAGGAAACGUUGGUUCCAGUAAUGGAAAAGUGCACUCGUGACCUACUCGGGGCAUCGAUCAGUUUUGGACCAGGGGCAUCAGUCGAAAAGGUCUCGCUCGUUUCCGACUUUUCCACGGCCAGAAUCAACAACCUCCCGCCUGGAAGCAGCCCAGGAUACGUUUCCCAUAUCCUCAGCCGCAUCGGCAUUCAGGUGCCCUCUACUUCGAUCCGCGUGCGGCCACAAGGGCAGGAGAACCUGAUGAUGGCGGCAGAUGUCAGGGCCGAGGAUCCAAAUUUCGCCAAGUCGCUCUGUGCCAAGUUUGAGGCUGGCGAGUUGUCUCAAGUCGACGGCUUGUCGAGCGUCAAAGUCUUCGCCCUCGCGGUACCAGCUUCCAACGGCGCGGGAGGCUUCGCUCACCGUGCCAACUGCAGAAAGGUGAUUUGCUCUUGGCAUAAGCCGAUGCAGUUGGCGCUGCUCAACUUUGACGACGAGGAGACAGCUAGAGAUGUAUGUGACCGCUUCUCCAGGGGAGCAUACAAGGUCCUCGGCUCAACUGUCUCUUGCGGGUUGCGUCAGGCCGACGACCCAUACUCGUACGGGGGCUAUCGACGCAGGUUUCCCUCUGUGUCUCGUAAGUGGACUCUUUCGCUUCGAGUGCCACUCAAGGCCUCUGCCAAGGAUAUACUGCGCAUGAUGCCCAGAGAUUCGAGACCAAGCCGCGUCAAGUUUGAAGGCACUACAUACAGGCUGGGGGAAGAAUGCAACGCGAGACAGCUCGCCAUGAUAGAGAAGCUUCUGACAAGCAUCGGGCCUCUGGAAAUGAAACUAACCGCCAACACGGAGACCCCGGGGAAGCGAGUCAAGGCCAUGGCUCGAUUCACAGAUGAAGCAGACGCGAAGGAGGCCGCAGGGGCGCUCAACAAUACGCGGCUGCCAUUCAACGAGUCUGAUAAGCUCAACGUCAACUUGGUGUACUCGUCUACCUACAAGGUUGCUACCAAGGUUUUUGAAGUCGUCCAAGGAGACAUCGGGGCGGCCGAGAUUGCGUACAGUGAGCUGCACAUCAAUUUCAAGCACUUCCCGCCGACCAACGGAUACACCACUUUGCGGUUGGAGGGUGAGGGCCGCGAAGAGCUUGCCGCUGCUGAGAAGGUGGUUGAUGGCAUUCUCCAAGGCCAGAGAGUAACUGACAAAGAGGGCGAGAAGCCCUUCUGGAACCCGUCUUUCGGUAACAGAGCAGCGGCAAGCAAGGCCCUUGGGCCAAUCGAACAGUUGUUCGGGGUCGCCUUCCAGUGCGUUCCUUCCAAGGCAGAGAUACGAGUGUACGGAACGCUAGGCAAAGUCAACAAGGCUCGCGAUGCAUUGCUCGACGCCUUUGGUGACAGCCCGUCGACGUCGCAUUUCAUAUCGCUCGACGAGAAGAGCUUCCAAUGGGCCAUCCGUGGCGGCUUCCGGGACCUGAGAGACGCCUUGGGCCUCGAGAAUGUGAUUUUGAGCAUCCUGCCGACAACCAAGAGAAUCGAAGUGAUAGGCGCUCGAGCGUCAUAUGAUCUGGCCAUAGACAUCAUGUCCGGGAAGAAGACAGUGUCGCAGAAACAGCUAGAGCCCGCUGCUAACGACUGCUCCGUGUGUUGGACCGAGGCCGAGAAUGCUCUGACAACUAAGUGCGGGCAUGUCUACUGCCUCGACUGCUUCGAGAACUUUUGCCAGUCCGCCGAUACGGGCCAUGGUGGCUUCAAUCUGAAAUGCCUGGCCGACGAGGGCUCUUGUGGUACUGUUUUUGGCCUCCCAGAACUGCAAGAACACCUGUCCUCGCUCGCCUUCGAGGAACUCCUCGCCUCGUCCGCCAAGUCCUACGUCAAUACACGGCCGGACGAGUUCCGAUACUGCCCAACAGCGGACUGCGGACGGGUCUACCGGGUGGCUCCGUCAGACCGACCCGGAGUAUUCACCUGCCCCGGCUGCCUCAAGACCGUAUGCACCUCGUGCCAUCAUUCCCAUGCGGGCAAGUCGUGUGCCGAGUACAAAUACGUCGUUUCUGGGGGCGAAGACGAGUUCGAAAAGGCCAAGAAGAAACUUGGGAUAAAAGACUGUCCAAAGUGUAGGACCUCGAUUCAGAAGUCGUCGGGAUGCAACCACAUGACCUGCGGCCGGUGCGGCGUGCACAUCUGUUGGGUCUGCCUUGCUACGUUUCCGACUGGCAAUGCGUGUUAUUUUCACAUGAACCAAAAGCAUGGGUCAAUAUUUCCUAAUGACCCUUUGUAUAAUCCAUAA